Pectinophora gossypiella (pink bollworm) is the source of this 2187-nucleotide messenger RNA. RefSeq names its product BAG domain-containing protein Samui (gene stv). Bases 127 to 1938 code for a protein of 603 amino acids. Lineage: Eukaryota; Metazoa; Arthropoda; Insecta; Lepidoptera; Gelechiidae. The record is from RefSeq and is a predicted model, not a curated record. The transcript is spliced from 3 exons. Gene Ontology annotation, molecular function: protein-folding chaperone binding.
CAGCCCACCGCGCCAGUAUAAAGAAAGAAAUUGAACGGAACAGUGCGUGUAAAAGAGGACGAUUGUUUAAAUAUUCUUUAUUUACAAAAAUCAGUGGAUUUCAGUGGACAUUCCAGUGUAUAAGUUAUGGAGUCACCUGUAGUAGUGGAUAAGCCACCGGAGUAUCACGGGAACGAUAAUGAUCGCGGGUUCCCAUUCGACGAGGAGGAGGGCUCAGGCGCGUGGAGCGAGCUAGCGGCGCGCCACCCGGACAUCGCGGCGCGGCUGCGACACCACCCCGCCGGCUGGGCCAGCAAGCGGCGGCCCAACAGCCAGCACGACGACGAUUUCGGCGACAGAUUCAGCGGCUUCGACAGAUUCCCCUUCGACGAGAUCCCGCCUGAGUUCAGAGGACACUUCCCUUCACAUUGGAACCGCAGAUUCGGUCCCAGAGAGGAGGUCCCUCAACCACAGCCACAGACUAGCAAUCAACCGCAGCCACAGUCGCCACAGCAGCAGACCACAGCAACACAGACUGAACCCAACCAACCGCCAGAGCCACAGACUUCACUCCCACAGUACGGACUAAGGAAUACAGUAGAUCUCGGCCAGAAAAGCGCAGUCGACCCGAGCCUAGUUAAUGCAGACGACAGAAACCAAAGGUCCAUGUCAGCACCUCCCGAGAGCGCGAACCACACGAAAAUGAGCGGACAAAACCACCAGGAGGCCCCACACAGCGAGCCGCAGCCGCAGGCACACUCCAAAGUACGUAAUAUCCCCAUAUUCGUGGAGGGCCGCGACCAGCCCGUCAUCAACGAGAAUGUCGACCACGCUGGUCACUUCGGGGAGUCCAAACCCGCAUACGUACCCCACCAGCAUCCGCACCCGCACCAGCACCAGCAUCAACAGCCGCCGCUAGACAGUACAUACUUCACCGAGGAGGGUCCCAUCAACUUCAACCACCCGCCCAACUUCACGCGCGCGUUCGGCACCCCGUUCGGCAAGCCGUACCGGCAGGGGCAGCCGUUCGCGCAGCAGAAGGUGUACCCGCAGAGCGCGACCAACUUCGCGCGGGGCGCGUCCCCGCAGAGAUCUCAGUCGCCGAAACCGCAGCACGAGGAGUUUAUUAAGGUGCCCGUGCAGCACGAGGCGCCAAAGCAGCAGCCGCGACCACAGCCCAAACCCCAGCCACCACAACAGCCGCAGCAGCCCCCGCAGCAGCAACAGCCGCCGCCGCCACCGCAGCAACAGAAGGAGGCGACCCCGCCGCCGCAGCCCAAGCCGGCCUCUCCCGCCGACCCCAUCACGCAGAUUCUCGCCAUCCAGACCGACGUCCUCAACCUGAUGACUGAAGUCGAAAACUUCACCGGCACCAAGAAGGACAAGAGAUACCUGUUCCUGGAUGAAAUGCUCACUAGGAACCUUAUCAAGUUAGACAACAUCGAAACCGAGGGCAAGGAGAACAUCAGGAACGCGAGGAAGGAGGCGAUUAGGUGUAUUCAGAAAUGUAUAGCCGUGUUAGAAGCCAAAGCCGAUAAGGGCGGGAGCACCCCGCAGCCUCAAGAGAACCAGGAGGCGCCCGCGGACGUUGACAUGAACAGUCAGCCGAGCGAGCCCGAGCAGGCGGCCAACGGGGAGGUCGACAUGAAGGAACCGUCCAAAGAUGAAGCUGCGCCCGAGCAGCAGCCGGCUGCAGCGGCGGCGGCCCCCGAGCCCGCGGAGGCGCCUCAAGCCGCCGACACGCGACCGGACGAAAAGCCCGCCGAACCCGAGGCCACGGAAACUAAAGAAGAUAAUGUAGAUAAGAAAACAAAGAAGGUAGUUAAGAAUGUAAAGAAACGCGAUAAGAGUAAGGAUAAGGCGGCGAAAGGCGAGGCCGAUAGCAAGGAGGUGAUGCAGGUGGACGACAAGGGGGACAAGCCCGCGGGGAUGGAGGUGGACGGUGCUGCUAGUCAAUAAUAUAGCUGCCUUAGUGAAUUCGCAAGUUAGUACACGGCUCGGCCUUCCUUAUGUUAAUUCAUUGUGCUAAUAUAACACAGGUGUUGACAUCUAUGUAUAGUGUUUAUGUUUGUACAUUUAUUAAUAUUUAAACUUAAGUAUUUGUCCUUUAGGAUCUUAAAUGGUAUUGUAUUUAAAUCCUAAUAUUUAAUUUAUUGUUUAUCAUUACGUGAUAACACAAUUUUCUCAAUAAAUAAGAUGCCACUGAAA